AUGGAAAACUCGUUGUCAGAGUAUGAACUUUUGCGACUCAGAAAUAUCAAGAGGAACCAUGAAUUCUUGAAAAGCCUUGGUGAGUACGCAAAAAAAAAAUUGAUAAUAAUCAUAUUCGCUAGAUUUACCACAGGUAGCCCAAGCUCGAAAUAUAAGGAUUUGUAUGAAAAAAAACCUGUCGUUUCCGUAACCUACGAAAAUGAAAGGAUUUCAAUAAAAAACAGCUUACCUUACAUAAAAUGUGUGUUACGUCUCUCCUGUGUGGUCCAUGGGCCGAUUUAUGGCCGUUUUAUGAGUUGUACUGUAAACGGUUUUCUCUCUAUAUUAAAGGUUUUUAGGUUUUUUUCCAUACAAAUCCUUAUAUUUCGAAUGUUAUGCAACAGGCCAAUGUUCGCCAAUGUUCAUAUUUCGAGCUUGCGCUACCUGUGGAUUUACAUGCAGAAAUCCAAGACAAUAAAGGGCCGGACCUAAUCAUCAAUUUUACCGAAUACUAUGGAGAGGUAGGGGGGGGGGGGGGCUUAUUACCGUGACGCCCUGUUCGACCAUUUUUGGUGUCAGCCAAACGUGAUGUACUGAAAAAUUUUUCUGUGAGUCGUGAUCAGAAGUGCCCUCCGUGAAACGCAAACUGCCAAAAUCCUCGAUUGUGUACACGUACAUGGAAGAUCAAUUGAAGAAAAAAAAAAACGUUAAUCUGGCCAAACGACCUUAACUCAUUAACUAGCAUCAGGUGGCUUGAUUUAAUUUCACUUUUGAAACUUUUGCUGUCACUUCACACUUCGGUGUGCUCAGACCCACUUACAGCUGGCUUCCCUCGGUAAUUUACAGCCGCGUGGGGAUCACCGCGAGAGAUCAACGCAGAGAUCAUUUGUUUCGUGACUCGUGAAACACAAAAUUGUUGUUCGUGAACUCUUGACGAGGAAAUUCUGAAUGUUGUGGGACUGAAGACUAGAUUUUCUUAGUGGUUUGCAGAGAAGCAGACAUUUCGUCAGCUAUGCAGGCACGCCGCCACAUUUCGGAAGGGAUAUAUGUUCAUCAAUGCAUUUUUUCCUGAGCGCUCUAGUGGGAAAAAGGAGCAUUUUUCUGAUGAACUGUUAUGCCUUUUUCAGAGUACUUCGUAAACGGGAUAGAGAGUGUAUAUUUUGCACCAGCCUGCUAGGCAAGCAAAUGAAACUAUUAUCUAUUUUAUAAGGCUUCGUUUUUUAGUGUUUAUACGCUUGUGAAGAACUGAUUUUUUUUUUUUUUUUUUUUUAGGUCUUCCUGUUCCAGCCGUACCAGCUGGCCUUCCUUCUCGUACUCGUAAAACACCUGUAAAGAAACGUAAUACAGAAACCACCGUCGCAGAUAGUGAAAGCUCAAAUGAGAGUAGUGAUGAUAGCGAUGAAGACUGGGUUCCAGGAUCAGAAGAAGUUAGAAGACGAAACAAAAUGAUCAAAAUAUUCAUUCCAGGUAGAAGAGAUUUUUAAUGCAUGAUCCUCCAAGCAGCACAGAAGGAAAAGAUCAGUGUUACUUAAUGGAAAAGUUAUAACAAAAAAAUAUAAUAUCUGCUGAAAAAUAGGUUAUACAUCAUAAACGAAGAUUAUGAAACGUGAAAUCAUCUUUUAAAAGACAUGAAAAGGCUUUUUCUUUACAUGAUCUGUUCAUAAUUCGGGGGGAGGGUGCGGCUACACGUAGGCUAUUUUAUGAUCGUAUAGCUUGUGUCUUCUUAGCCUCGUAGCAGGCGUCGACAUAAAAUGGGGUAGGGGAACUGGAGGAAGGGAAAAAGGGAUGGGGUUAGGGGAGAGGGACCACCUCCCUUUUCCCUUUCACGCUUUUCUCCCUCUCUCCCUCCCCUUUCCCUUCGGCUUCCGCUUGCCACGCAGGCUAGUAUCUUCUGUAAGAUUUUCUCAACGCUAAAUCGUAGGGCCAAGGUGUGAGUGACUGGCUGAUACUCCUGGCUGAGUUCGGUUCGAUUACUAUCGGAUACUUCUUUCGUCUGCGAUCUGAAGACAGGAACAGUCCUGAAGAAACCAAUUUUAAUAUAUUACGUCUAUACAAAUUCAAACUUGGCUGCGAGGCUUGAGGACAGAAGGAAUGUAUUAUUCAGAAGUGAUUAAUUUUAUUUUUAAAUUCCCUGCUCUGAGGCGCUAUGAGUUCGAACAAGCUCAGUCUUUCCCUCUAUUUUAGAGUUCCGGCCAAGACCUCAGACCGUACCAGUGUUGAACAGACGGACGGGACACACCAUGACGGUGGGAUAUAUGAAACGUUUUUAUCAUACAUUUUUAAACUGACCUAAACUGCCAGAUAACUCAACACUGGCAAAGUGUAACGUGCAACGGAAAGUUAACGAUAAAGACUGUUCGUUGCUGCAGAACUUAUCUAGGUUCUAAGCUCUUUUUUGAACCUUUGGAAAUUCUGAAGAACAUUGAUUCACCCUUGCAAGCAACUCCUCUUUCCGUUUCGAUAAAACCCAGUUUUGUACUCUGACAGUCGUUCGUUAGUAUCUCAGGCAUGAGUCGGAAAAAACUUUUAUAUUUUAGCAAAUUUGGCUGAAAUCAUUAAUUAGUCCAUCUUUAAGAAGUUGACUUGAACCUGGAAGUUACCUGAAAAGACAUAAUUAUUACCAGAGUUGUAGUUUAUCGUUUUUCUUUUUUUACAAUAUACUAAACGCGCGGGGAGAUCAGAAAGAAGAUGAUGGUUCAAGCGCGUUUGAAGAACUUGGUCGACUGGGAGAAGAAAUAGACUUAUUACCAGAUAAAAUCAAUGCAGAGCCUGAAAAGCAAAGGAAACAGGGAAAGUUUACAAACAAGGAACGUCCAGAGGAAAAGCGCAUUCAAUAUACUACCCGAGGAAAAAGGCAGACAUACUGCGAAGCUGAGGUGCCGGAUGAUGACCACUAUAUCUGUAAGUUGGACCACUUAGAAACAUUUCGCCUUGUAUUGGGAAAAAGAGCGAGCGAGGGCUAAUAAAAUGGCUCAGCCGGAAUAAAGCAAGCCCUUUACUUUGGCUUUCUUUAAGUCUGAGUAAAUUAUCGGAACAUAGACUACUCAGGAUAAUGACCCCAAGAACAUUUUAUACCUGAAGAUCAUGUCAUCUAUCAUUUUAUCAGAGGACUCUGCAGUUAGCCUCGUCGCGAAACGGUCCCCAGCGGCGAGGAGGGAGGUUAAAAGGCUGUUUUCUCAGGCUACCAUAGCAUCAGAGUGCAUCGACCUUAUAGGUUGAACAACGCAAAAUGCGCCAUGGAAUGCGAUAAUGAGGUGAUUUUUUGUAUUCAAUUUAAUACACUCCCCAGAUUGCGAAGAGUGCCACGACCUGCAUUACGGAGAGUGUCCAGUCCAUGGUCCUUUACAAAUCAUUGAAGACAAGACCGUGGACGAAAGCAUAAGAGAGUCGGCUGCAAUGGCUUCCACGCCACCUAUUCUUAGAAUAGCUGAUUCGUCAAUUCCAGGAGCAGGAUUGGGCGUGUUUAGUAUCACAGAGAUCCCAAAAGGUGUACGAUUUGGUCCUUAUAAAGGAACAAAGAUAGGCUGGGAACAUGUAACAGAGGAUGCAAAUACCAGUUACUGUUGGGAGGUAAGCCGUAUCCAUCAGUAAGCCAUGAGUUGAGGGUGCAUGAUCUCUCAAAUCUAUCAGUGUGCUUGCGUUGACUUGGUGGCCAUGGUGAGGAGAUCCAAGCAUAGCAUUGUUUGUGAUAAAAAUUUCUUGUUUAGCUGGUAGUGGAAACGUCUGCAUUGAUCAUGGUUGUUAGGACAUUAAGUCAGGGAGCCAGUUCCUUAAGGUCAGGGAAAAGUCAGGGAGUUUCAUUUCAUUGUUCAAUAUUCAAAUUCUUGGGUGCAGUUCCCGGACAGGAAAAAUGUUGGAUUGGUAUGAGGAUAUUGUUUUAUGAAAUUAAACGAUAAGCUCAUGUUAAAAGCCGGUCUAUAAAAAAAGGGAGAGCAAAGAAAGGAAGGCUGUAAAGGGAGGUUGGAGGCUAGACGUGGAGAUAGAUGAAACGAAAGGAGUGUUUUUGUUUCUUUGGUUCUAGAUUUUAAAAGAUGGAAAAUUCAGUCAUUUCGUAGAUGGCCAAAAUGAGGCUUGCAGUAAUUGGAUGAGGUUUGUGAAUUGCUCGCGAUGUGAGGACGAACAGAACUUGGUUUCUUUUCAGUUCAGAGGAAACAUUUAUUAUCGCACGUACAAGCGUAUACCCCCAGGAAAUGAAUUACUUGUUUGGUACGGAGAAAGUUACGCUAAGGAACUGGGGAUCUCAUUGGAUGAUAAUGAUAAGCUGGUUCGUGAUCGAGGCUGGGCAAACGGUAAGGAACUUAGCUACUCACUUAAUAUUUACUCGGCAUCAAAAAGAUUUAAAUGGAUUGCAGUUGGGGUAUUUGAAUAAACUACUUAUUAGCCCAAUAGUUUUUCAAAGUUUGUAACGUUUGAUAUAAUGUUUUGGAGACAUAUUUGUUCCACUUGAAGCUGUAAAUUUAGUUGUCACAAAAAGCAAUUAAUUCUUUGCCAACGUAAGUGCCAUGCAUACAGUGCAUAGUACAAAAAGGAAACAUAAUUAGCAAUUAAAUGAAAUGAGACAGCCGCGACACAGCCUUUGAUGACGGACAAUAAUAAUAAUAAUAAUAAUAAUAAUAAUAAUAAUAAUAAUAAUAAUAAUAAAUUUAUUUAUCUCCUCAAAAAGGCUUUUCAGCUUAAUUUACAAUGUCAAAUAUCUAAAACUUAGUUUUCCAAAAAUACCCUUAGAAAAUGCUGUUGUAUUUUUACUUUAACCCAUUCGCCCCUGAACCGCCCGUAACCGCCCGUGCGGAUCCAGGUCCUUUCUAGCCUUUGUGACGUCAUCAGUUUUAACGGUCAAGGACAACUUUCUUGGCGAACUUGUGUAGAGUGAAGAGAUCUUUCAAACCAUACCAGAAUGAGCACAAUUCAGUCAAGGACAGUGGAGAAAGAAGCAAAAAAACCACGUGACAUUGACCUGAAAAUCUCCAUGAAAAUCUUGUUCCAUUGCCCACCUACCUUUCCUUUCACCUAAUCCUAAGAUGCUAAAAGCUUUCCCAAAAACUCUUCCCACCAAAAUGAAGCCUACUAAAUGCCCAGCAAGGGAAAAGAAAAAUGAGGCAAGAAAAGCGAAAAAAGAAGGGAGGAGAAAAAGCGAAAAGUAAAAGUCAAGACUGCUGUGUCACUUUUAAACCCAAAAACUAUCUUGAAAUUUUGCUUUCUGCGCAUGCCCGAACUUCGCAAGCUGAUAUUUUGCAUCUAGAUCAGAAGGCCGCUAAGUGUACGACCUGUAAACCGGUUUGUGGUAAGUUUUAGCUCUUUAUAGCACGACAGUGACCAGAAAACCACUCGACUAGCUUCAAAACGCGUUUUUCGGCAAAAUCUCCAGGAGCGAAUGGGUUAAAUCAGGAGCCCAUCAAUGGGCUCCUGGUUAAAUACAUCUAAAUUAGUGAUAGACUUGGUGUCCCUUAAUAUAUUUCUAACGCCCCACUAGACGGCCUCUUCCUAACUACACCCAUUUAUACCCGCCGGGCAAUUACCUGUCAUCUUCAAGGAGGCCUAACGCCUUUGGAAAAGAAAGGAGGUGACUGUACUUGUUUGUAAAUUGUAAUUGAAUGAUACAAAAAAGGCUUUAAUCUGGGGAUUUUGCUAAAGUUGAGUCAGAAAUUUGCAACACGUGAUUUUGAUAAAAUUACCGAUGAAAGUGAAAUUUCUCAGCCGCGUCAAUUUUCAAACUGAUGUGGUAUAACGUUAAGCGGCGUUUUUAACCUUCUUUGGUGUAAUUGUGACUUUUUUCGAAGUCAUCAUAACUAAACAUGUUACCGUUUUUUUAGGUGGCGCAUUCACUUGCGAAGGUUGUGGAAAAAUGUUUACUUCAUUAAACUUUAUGCAGAGACAUAUGAAAUAUUACUGCUUGACUCGCACAACAAACAGAACAUGGGACUGCAAAAAAUGUAACAAGAGAUUUGCAUCGAUGCACUAUCUCAAGAUUCACGUGUGUAUAGAUUCAAAGGGACAACCGCAUCAAAACAUCAAGAAGAAAAAAGCAAUUGGUAAUCAUAACGGACUCUCCAAUACUAACACAGGGAAAAAACCAUAUCAGUGUAUACAUUGUAACAAGGUGUUUAACAUGUUGCACCAUCUGACCACGCACCUCCGUACUCACACAGGUGAAAAGCCAUAUCAGUGUACACAAUGUAACAAGGUGUUUAACCAACUGAGUAAUUUGACAAAGCACCUCCGUACUCACACAGGUGAAAAGCCAUAUCAGUGUACACAAUGUAACAAGGCGUUUAACCAACUGAGUAAUCUGACCACGCACCUCCGUACUCACACAGGUGAAAAGCCAUAUCAGUGUACACAAUGUAACAAGGCGUUUGCCAACUCUGGUGAUCUGACCAAGCAUCUCCGUACUCACACAGGUGAAAAGCCAUAUCAGUGUUCACAAUGUAACAGGGCGUUUAACCACUCUAGUGUUCUGACCAAGCAUCUCCGUACUCACACAGGUGAAAGGCCAUAUCAGUGU
Molecule: messenger RNA, 6481 nt
Organism: Porites evermanni
Lineage: Eukaryota; Metazoa; Cnidaria; Anthozoa; Scleractinia; Poritidae
Source: the annotation of a GenBank genome assembly